Linum trigynum is the source of this 1212-nucleotide messenger RNA. Lineage: Eukaryota; Viridiplantae; Streptophyta; Magnoliopsida; Malpighiales; Linaceae. The record is from the annotation of a GenBank genome assembly.
AUGAACCACCGGCUGCUCAUUUCGGCUGUUCUCUUGCAACUCUUCGUCUCCGCAUCCGCCGCGAACUUCACCGAUGGCGAAUCGACUCUCCGGCUACGGACGCCGAACGGCGACAUGUGCGGUCAGCUCAUCCAACCGGCCGGCUACUCUUGCACCGAACACGCUAUCGAAACUACAGAUGGAUACUUGUUGGCUCUCCAGAGGGUUUCCUCCAGAAAUAGAAAUAUCACCUUGAAUCGUGGUCCUCCCGUAUUGCUUCAACAUGGACUCUUCAUGGGUGGUGAUUGCUGGUUUCUGAAUUCCCCUGAAGACUCACUAGGCUUCAUCCUUGCGGACCAGGGUUUUGAUGUAUGGGUUGGAAAUGUUCGUGGGACAUUCUGGAGUCAUGGGCAUGUAUCUUUGUCUGAGGACGACAAGGAAUUUUGGGAUUGGAGUUGGCAGGAAUUGGCGCUGUAUGACCUUGCAGGGAUGAUUAGUCACAUAUAUUCAGCCACAAAAUCAAAAGUUUUCCUUGUUGGUCAUUCUCAGGGAACGAUAAUGUCCUUGGCUGCACUCUCACAGCCAAAUAUUGUGAAAAUGGUUGAAGCUGCUGCGCUUCUAUGUCCGAUAUCUUAUUUGGAUCAUGUAACUGCUCCUCUUGUGCAUAAAAUGGUUACUUUACACAUCGAUCAGAUGAUUGUUGCCAUGGGAAUACAUCAGUUGAACUUCAGAAGUGAGUUUUUGAUCAACCUGUUGGACUCCUUAUGUGCGGACCUUCUACAUUGCGAUAACAUGCUGAGUUCCAUAACAGGGGAUAAUUGCUGCUUCAACGAUUCACGCAUCGAAUACUAUCUUGGAUACGAACCACACCCAUCAUCUGCUAAAAACCUGAGACAUCUUUUCCAGAUGAUUCGGAAGGGCACGUUCGCGAAGUAUGAUUAUGGGACGUUCAAAAACUUGCAGCUGUACGGGCAGGCUUCUCCACCCGUAUUCGAUCUAAGCCUGAUACCAGACGCCUUGCCAAUGUGGAUGGGAUAUGGUGGUCUGGAUGGGUUAGCUGACGUGGAUGAUAUGCAACACACACUGAAGGAGCUGGUGUGCAAGACAGAGUUGCUCUAUCUGGAGAACUACGGUCACAUCGACUUCCUACUCAGCGUUCGAGCCAAAGAAGAUGUUUAUGACCACAUUAUUGGGUUUUUCAGGUCGCUACUGGGCCAGUCCAGCAGUGCUUAG